CCAACUUAAGACUCCAGCGCCCUCACGAACUCCAAGUGUAGAUUUGCAAAUUUUCAACAUUUCAUGCGAAUCAGUCAUCUCUCAAUAUAAUUCCUCCAUUGUGUACGCAACAUUCCAGGACUGCUUCUUCCACUGUAACCUCACCCGGAGCCUGAACAUCAACUACAAUUAUAGAGACUUACAGAAGUGAAUCUAAGAGACCCAACAGCCAUGGCUUCAACAAGCACCAAUCCAUUGCUCUCUUCCUCUAACUUGUUUGGUUCUCGAAUCCUUAUCUCUCCUCCGACUCCCAAAACUACCAAAUCCCCAUUAUCUUUCCCAUUCUUCUAUAGAAAUAAAAGGUCCCAGUCCCAGAUUACAGUGUCAGUACUGAACAAAAAAGAAUCAAUUUCAUCAUCAAGAGCGAAAAAAUUAUCAACUGAAGCCACUUUAGCUGCUUUGAUGGUGUCUUCUUUAACCCCUCAAGCUCUAGCUGUUGAUAACACACCACCGCCGGUAAUCGAAGCCCAACCCACAAGGCCUAGCCCUUCAAAUUCAUCACCUUUCGCUCAAAAUCUUCUCUUGACAGCUCCUAAACCCCAAUCUCAAUCCUCUGACCUACCUGAAGGCAGUCAAUGGCGAUACAGCGAGUUCUUAAACGCUGUCAAGAAGGGUAAGGUUGAAAGAGUCAGGUUCAGCAAAGACGGUUCUGCCCUUCAGUUGACAGCCGUGGAUGGCCGUCGUGCCACUGUUGUUGUCCCCAAUGACCCGGAUUUAAUCGACAUUUUGGCCAUGAAUGGAGUCGAUAUUUCGGUCUCUGAAGGGGAUUCCGGUAAUGGGCUUUUUAACUUUAUCGGGAAUUUGUUGUUCCCGUUUCUAGCUUUCGCUGGUUUGUUCUUCCUUUUCCGUCGGGCUCAGGGUGGGCCUGGUGGGCCGGGCGGACUUGGCGGUCCCAUGGAUUUUGGAAGAUCAAAAUCAAAAUUCCAGGAAGUUCCUGAAACUGGUGUUACAUUUGCUGAUGUGGCUGGUGCUGACCAAGCAAAGUUGGAGUUACAGGAAGUUGUAGAUUUUUUGAAAAAUCCUGAUAAAUAUACAGCUUUAGGGGCCAAAAUUCCUAAAGGAUGUUUAUUAGUAGGGCCACCUGGAACCGGUAAAACGUUGUUGGCAAGAGCCGUGGCUGGAGAAGCCGGGGUUCCCUUUUUCUCAUGCGCAGCUUCAGAGUUUGUUGAGUUGUUUGUUGGUGUUGGUGCAUCAAGAGUGAGGGAUUUGUUUGAGAAAGCAAAAUCAAAGGCUCCUUGCAUUGUGUUCAUUGAUGAAAUUGAUGCUGUUGGGAGACAGAGAGGGGCAGGGCUUGGAGGAGGAAAUGAUGAGAGAGAGCAAACGAUUAAUCAGCUUCUGACUGAAAUGGAUGGUUUUUCUGGUAAUUCUGGUGUUAUUGUAUUGGCUGCAACUAAUAGACCGGAUGUCCUUGAUUCAGCUUUGUUGAGGCCAGGGAGGUUUGAUAGGCAAGUUACUGUUGACAGGCCUGAUGUUGCAGGCAGAGUUAAGAUUCUUCAGGUGCACUCAAGAGGAAAGGCACUUGCGAAGGAUGUGGACUUUGAAAAAAUUGCUAGAAGAACUCCAGGUUUUACGGGAGCUGACUUGCAGAAUCUGAUGAAUGAAGCAGCCAUUCUUGCAGCCAGGCGUGACCUCAAGGAAAUAAGUAAAGAUGAAAUUUCUGAUGCUCUUGAAAGGAUAAUUGCUGGACCUGAGAAGAAAAAUGCAGUUGUCUCAGAUGAGAAAAAGAAAUUAGUUGCCUAUCAUGAGGCUGGCCAUGCUUUAGUUGGUGCACUCAUGCCUGAAUAUGAUCCUGUAGCCAAGAUAUCCAUCAUUCCCCGUGGCCAAGCUGGUGGGCUUACCUUUUUCGCUCCAAGUGAAGAGAGGCUUGAGUCUGGACUGUACAGCAGGAGCUAUCUGGAGAAUCAGAUGGCUGUGGCACUUGGUGGAAGGGUUGCAGAAGAGGUAAUUUUUGGUACAGAAAAUGUGACAACGGGAGCAUCAAAUGACUUCAUGCAAGUUUCACGGGUAGCAAGGCAGAUGGUUGAGAGAUUUGGGUUCAGCAAAAAAAUUGGACAAGUUGCCAUCGGCGGACCUGGUGGAAAUCCCUUCUUGGGUCAACAAAUGUCUUCUCAGAAAGACUACUCAAUGGCAACAGCGGACGUGGUAGAUGCAGAGGUAAGGGAACUGGUAGAGAAGGCAUAUUCGAGGGCAAAACAGAUCAUCACAACUCACAUUGACAUACUUCACAAGCUUGCUCAACUCCUCAUAGAGAAAGAAACAGUUGAUGGGGAAGAAUUCAUGAGCCUCUUCAUUGAUGGGAAAGCUGAGCUGUUUGUUGCCUGAUUGCUUGUGUAGCCAUCAAAACCAUGUUUGUAUCAUAAGUUUUCAUACACAACUUGUAAAACUAACUAAUUUUUCCAGUCUAGAAAUAUGACACAGUAUUAGAAGGA
Molecule: messenger RNA, 2468 nt
Organism: Mangifera indica (mango)
Lineage: Eukaryota; Viridiplantae; Streptophyta; Magnoliopsida; Sapindales; Anacardiaceae
Product: ATP-dependent zinc metalloprotease FTSH, chloroplastic
Exons: 5
Coding region: 211-2361 (716 amino acids)
Biological process (GO): proteolysis
Cellular component (GO): chloroplast thylakoid; membrane
Molecular function (GO): metalloendopeptidase activity; ATP hydrolysis activity; ATP-dependent peptidase activity
Source: RefSeq, a predicted model, not a curated record